Molecule: messenger RNA, 838 nt
Organism: Helianthus annuus (common sunflower)
Lineage: Eukaryota; Viridiplantae; Streptophyta; Magnoliopsida; Asterales; Asteraceae
Product: cyclin-U2-1
Exons: 2
Coding region: 110-745 (211 amino acids)
Biological process (GO): regulation of cyclin-dependent protein serine/threonine kinase activity
Molecular function (GO): protein kinase binding
Source: RefSeq, a predicted model, not a curated record
CAUAUCUACCAACUCUCUCUAUAUGCAUAUAAAUCUCCAUUAAUCUCCUUUUAAUUCAAACAAAAACCAAACCCUCUAAAAACCCUUUUCAUAUAUUCUCAUCACCAAUAUGGCCAUAUCUCCAAGAAAGCUAAGAAACGAUGUGUAUUCAUACUCAUACCAAAAUGACUCAAACACCCCUUUGGUCAUCUCAGUUCUUGCUUCAUUAAUGGAAAGAACUUUGGUUAGAAAUCAAAGAAUUGGUAGAAAGUGCGGUUCCACCAUGUCGAAGACUCGGAUAUUUGAUUGCCAUGAAACACCGGACAUGACAAUAAAAUCGUAUCUUGAACGGAUUUUUAAGUACACGAAAGCUGGACCGUCGGUGUAUGUUGUCGCGUAUGUGUAUAUCGACAGGUUUUGUCAAUCGCAACCGGAGUUUAGAAUUACCAGCCGGAAUGUUCAUAGGCUUCUUAUUACGACUAUAAUGGUGGCUUCUAAAUAUGUUGAAGACAUGAACUAUAGAAAUUCAUAUUUUGCAAAAGUUGGUGGAAUAACAACAAAAGAAAUGAAUAGUUUGGAGUUUGAUUUUCUGUUCUUGAUGAAUUUUAAAAUGCAUGUAAAUUUGAGUGUUUUUGAGAGCUAUUGUUGUCAUUUAGAAAGAGAAGUAAGCAUAGGUGGUGGUUACUAUAUUGAAAAAACUUUACGAUGUGCUGAAGAAAUUAAAUCUCGGCAAAUAGAAGAGAGAGUCACCAGAAUUACUUUGUAAUCAAAUUAGCUUCUUUUUUCUAUUUUUAUGUAGUGUAUAUAAUAUAUGUGUAUAAAAGUAGCAAGCAAGAAAAUCAUGGGUGUUUAUUUUUUA